Humulus lupulus (European hop) is the source of this 2259-nucleotide messenger RNA. Its product is annotated as DEAD-box ATP-dependent RNA helicase 52A-like. The transcript is spliced from 14 exons. The record is from RefSeq and is a predicted model, not a curated record. NCBI's taxonomy places the organism in Eukaryota, Viridiplantae, Streptophyta, Magnoliopsida, Rosales, Cannabaceae. The coding region runs from base 90 to 1760 and encodes 556 amino acids. Gene Ontology annotation, molecular function: ATP binding; RNA helicase activity; nucleic acid binding.
CCCACACAAAAAAAAACACAACACGAAACGCAACAUAAUUCUCUCUUGUUCUGCUCCUUCAUUCACUCUAUCUUCUCUGGUUAAAAACCAUGUCGUACGUACCUCCACACUUGAGGAACUUGAUCAGCUCAACCACCAGUACCACUACUACCACCUCCAAUACCUCACCAACACUCACUCUCCCUACUGAUUGCGCUAACCUUUUCUACACCUCCAAUUCCAAUUCCUACUCCAACUCCUCCAAUGGCUUCCGCCGCACCUCCUCCACUCUUUCUCCCUUGCCUGACCCUGUUUUCCCUCUCUGGAAGCCCUCCCAACGAGUCCUCACCAUGAACCCCGACCAGAUUGAAGAGGUUCGUUGUCGGCUCAACGUUGAUGUUACUUCUGCCCCCGACUCUGAGCCUGCGCCCGCACCAAUUGAGUCUUUUGAAGAUAUGUGUCUGCACCCUAGCAUAAUGAAGGAUAUAGCGUAUCAUGAAUAUACCAGGCCAACAGCUAUUCAGGCGCAAGCAAUGCCAGUUGCCCUCAGUGGUCGGGAUUUAUUGGGUUGUGCUGAAACUGGUAGUGGUAAAACAGCUGCAUUUGCCAUUCCAAUGAUACAGCAUUGCUUGGCUCAAUCUCCUGUUCGUCGUGGCGAUGGGCCCCUAGCGUUGGUAUUAGCUCCGACUAGAGAGCUUGCUCAACAAAUUGAGAAGGAGGUUAAGGCUUUUAGCAAAUCUCUCGAGUCAUUUAAAACUGCAAUUGUUGUUGGUGGAACUAAUAUAUCUGACCAGAGGUCUGAGCUCCGUGCUGGAGUUGAUAUAGUUGUUGCUACUCCUGGGAGAUUUAUAGAUCAUUUGCAGCAAGGAAAUAGUUCACUUUCAAGAGUUUCAUUUGUUGUUCUAGAUGAGGCUGACAGAAUGCUUGACAUGGGGUUUGAACCUCAGAUAAGAGAGGUGAUGCGGAGUCUUCCUGAAAAGCAUCAAACUUUGUUGUUUAGUGCUACCAUGCCUGUGGAGAUUGAAGCACUAACUCAGGAAUACUUAUCUAGCCCUGUGCAAGUGAAGGUAGGAAAAGUUAGUAGUCCAACAGCAAAUGUAUCUCAAAAUCUGGUGAAGGUUCCUGACAGUGAGAAGCUUGAUCAGCUUCUAGCUCUUCUUGUAGAGGAAGCAUCUCAUGCUGAAAGAUCUGGUCAUCCUUUUCCCUUAACUAUUGUCUUUGUGGAGAGGAAGACAAGAUGUGAUGAAGUUGCUGAAGCCUUGGUAGCACAAGGUUUACAUGCAGUUGCUCUUCACGGAGGCCGCUCACAGAAUGAGAGAGAGGCUGCUUUACGAAAUUUUAGGAAUGGCUCUACUAAUAUUUUGGUUGCUACAGAUGUUGCAUCUCGUGGUUUGGAUGUCUCAGGAGUUGCUCAUGUUAUCAAUUUAGAUCUUCCAAAGAGCAUGGAAGAUUAUGUACACCGAAUUGGAAGGACAGGUAGAGCAGGAUCAAUGGGUCAAGCUACUUCCUUUUACACUGAUCGUGAUUUGUUCCUUGUUGCACAAAUAAAGAAAGCAAUAGCAGAAGUUGAAUCUGGAAAUGUUGUUACAUUUGCGACGGGGAAGGUUGCUAGAAGGAAAGAGAAAGAAGCUGCAGUGGCUCAGAAAGAAGCUAGGAUUGCUCUUUCUAAGCUCUCAAUGGUGGGACCAAAUUCAUUAAACAUAGAGGACAAGUAUAGGUUCAUGAUUGCCUCAUCGAAUAUCAAAAGAGAGGGAUCAGCUGAUAGUGCUUGGGAUGAUUAGUGAAAUCUGUACUGUUGCCUAUUAAGUUCAAUUGAUGAGCCAGAGUUAGAACUCGAAGCUUCAAAGGUUGGUAAUCUUGUGCUUCGAUUGAAAUUUAUGUAUCUGCAUCUUUUAGCGACUUGCCACCAAUUAGUUUCUGAAGCUGUUCUUUACUUCGUUCUUUCCCUUUAUUAGUGCACUCUGCUCCUUUUCACGAUUAGUAAUACUGUUGAUGGAAAUAAAUGGUCCAGGCACACUGCUUCCUUGUUGUGCUUGAAAGCGCAAAAUGUACUGGAGAUGAUAGAGUUUUUCUGUAAGUUGCCUUUGUAUCUGUUCUGUCGCUUUUACAUAAUGAUGUAACUAGUCCACCGUAACAGGGAGUACCUGGUCGAUCUCUUAGAAGCUUGUAGGUUAUGCAUUGCAUAGUGUACAUCUCAAAGUGAAGUUUACUAUUUUACUGGAGAACAGAGUUUGGUAGUAUUGAAAUGAAAUUUCUGGCAGAUAUUCAAUUUUAUUAAAA